Molecule: messenger RNA, 2731 nt
Organism: Acipenser ruthenus (sterlet)
Lineage: Eukaryota; Metazoa; Chordata; Actinopteri; Acipenseriformes; Acipenseridae
Product: beta-1,3-galactosyltransferase 6
Exons: 2
Coding region: 377-1372 (331 amino acids)
Biological process (GO): glycosaminoglycan biosynthetic process
Cellular component (GO): membrane
Molecular function (GO): UDP-galactosyltransferase activity
Source: RefSeq, a predicted model, not a curated record
UUUAAUCUCUAACAGAGUUCUCUAAAUGCAGCUUGCUGGAAUUUCUGGUGCCGAUUCUCAAUUCAUUACAGAAGCUGAAUGCGAUCACAGAAGGUGCUGGCAGCUGUCAGUAUGCAUAGAUUAGAAUGCACUGUGUACGUUUUUGGUUAAUCAAACUAAGGAAUAUCAACCGCUUACCGGUUCGUUUUGCUUGAUGUUUAUACCGAGCACUUCCGUUAUGUGUUGUAUUAAUGUGCAGCGAUGUCUGAUUCCAGACGCUACAGACGAGACGGUGUUUGCUGUUUGUGCAGAUCGGGUGUAUCAAGAUAUCACUGAAAGCAGCGAUCAUAUUUGUAUGAUGUAUUAAAGUUUCCAUUAAAGAUCACAGCUUAACAGAAUGAAUUUUGUGCGUCUUCUGAGCCGCCACAAAACUGCCCUUGGGCUCGGCAGCCUCUCUUUGUUUGCCUUGGUCCUCUUGUAUUUGGCUAAAUGCACGUCGGAAACACUGAAACACUCAGAAUCGGGCUUCCCUCAUCACGCAGAAAAGAGAGAUGAACCCCAACAGCGACAGACCAAGGAGCUGUCCGCUUUCCUCGUCGUUCUCAUCACCACCGGACCCAAAUACACAGAGAGACGGAGCAUCAUUCGCAGCACCUGGCUCGCCAAGCAUGACCCUGACAUUCUGUGUAGGUUUGUGGUUGGUACCAAUGGCCUUCUUCCUGAGGACAUCCAGAACCUGAGCCUGGAGAACGCCAGGCACCAUGACCUGCUGCUUCUGCCAGAUCUGAAGGACUCCUAUGACAAUCUCACCAGCAAGCUCGUUCACAUGUAUUCCUGGCUGGACCAGCAUGUGGACUGCAAGUUUGUCUUAAAGGCUGAUGACGACACGUUUGCUCGACUUGAUGUAAUCAAAGAAGAGCUGCAGGCUAAGGAACCCAAGAAACUGUACUGGGGGUUCUUCUAUGGCAGGGGAAGGGUUAAAUCUACAGGGAAGUGGAAAGAAAGCACCUGGGUACUCUGUGACUACUACCUACCAUAUGCGUUUGGAGGUGGCUAUGUCUUAUCUGCUGAUCUGGCACACUAUGUCAGGAUCAACAGGGACUACCUUAAGUUUUGGCAGAGUGAAGAUGUCUCAUUGGGGGCGUGGUUGGGACCAGUGGAUGUGAAGCGCAUUCAUGACCCCAGAUUUGACACAGAAUUCAAAUCCAGAGGCUGCAAUAAUAAAUACAUUGUGACCCACAAACAGAGCAUUGAGGAUAUGCUGGAGAAGCACCAGACACUGAUCAGAGAAGGGAAACUGUGUAAAGAGGAAGUCAAGCUUCGACUGUCUUAUAUAUACGACUGGAACGUGCCACCUUCUCAGUGCUGCCAAAGGAAAGACGGCAUUCUUUGAUACUCUUCUCCACUGAUGGAGAAUUGUACUCUGAAAUUCUCAAAUUAGGUUGAGGCUACACUUCAGACGACAUUAUAUAUAUAAUGGGAACUUUUUAACUUUGUGUGAUACUAUAGCUGUAUUACUGAUCUUAACAAUGUAACAGGUGAUAUAAUGGACCAUAUCAUCUUUGUUACUGAUAUUCAAAUAUAUAAUGCGUGCUAAACGUACAGUUGUUUAAUUUAAAUGUUGACAGAGUGUGCUGCUGCUGCUACUGUUUUGUGUGCUUUUUGAGUUCAGUAUCACUGUUUGCCAAAUAAGCUUUUUAGUGUUUUUAACAGCUUCAUUGUGAACUACAUGUCGUGAUGUUGCAAGGGAUUCUGUUUUUACUUUUCAGGCCCCUUCACCACUGUGUAUGGCAUGACAAUUGUAUUCUGUUUAUUUUGCCUGGUUUUCAUUAACGUUCUGAUAAUUUUGAAUAGCAAUACAAAAGUGAAUGGCAAAUGUAGAACAAACCAAUGGAUUGAGUUGAUGAAGAUACCUCUGGGUUUUAUAGUGCUGGGACAAACAUGGCUUUCUAAUGUACAAAUAUGCUUUCAAAAUAGAUUGAAAACAAAAGUGUAAUUCAUACCCUAUUCCAGUAAAAAAAAAAAAAAAUCUGGCAACUCACCAGAUGUGCUUAGAUGAGAAACACUCUUUUGUUGAAUGUGCAAUUUUUAUUUCAGACAUUUACCCUUUCAUGGUAUCUUUUUUCAUAGUCAUAAACAUAUUUUCACCAAAUGCAUUUGAAUAACUGUCCAAGCUGGGGAAUCUCCCUGGAUUUCAUUAAGCCCCUGUUUUUACAGGUUCAUCAGAUCCACUCCAACAGGCUGGUUUCACAGACCCUGAUUGAACUAACGCUGGACUACUUCACCUAGCGUUACAUUAGGUAGUCCAAGAUUAGCGCUAAUCUGUAAACUAGCUGUAAAUCAUCUCGAGUGAGUAUGUGGAGCUAAUGGCUAAAAUAUAAUAUUAUUUCCACUUUGCUGUUUGUUUGUGUGUGCACGUGUCAGCUGCAUUCACGUCCUGCUGAUCUAUAAGAAACAGCUUUUAUAGGUAAUUUUGUUGCGUAUGGCCAGGAUGCCAGAGCUUUGUUUUUGAUGUACAUUAUUCUCAUGAUCAUGCCUCUAACAAGGACUGGCAUUGAGCUGCUGGAGGAUGGACUCGGAGAGAAUUGCUACAAAUGAGAGACACACACUUUAUCACCUGAGGUGCCACAGUCUGGUAAACUGUUGACUUUCCCACUGGCUGCUUGUAUCCUGCUAGUGCUAUUUAAAAUAACCGUUGUCAAAGACUGCUGUAGUCCAAUCUACUCUAAUAAAAAUCCAUACAUGCUCAGAA